GGUGGUUUCACUAGGAAGCAAUCUGACGUUAGACGAUAGCGGCGAAGAAUCGCUGAAUAGAGAAACCCAAAGACAACCAGACGCACUCACUCGAAUGGUAUUUCGUGUCCUGCCGUCAAAAGAUGUCAGUCACUGAGGAUCUACCAGACAUGGAUGGAGCAGAUCUCUUAGGGCUUCUCUUCCACAGUGGAGAGGGUGGAGCUACUGAGCCUCUCUUUCCUGAUGAGACUGGACUCAUUGAAUCCUGGCUGUCUGAACAAGAUAUGUUGACAGGUAUGGAUACUGAAGACUUCCUGUCUAGUCUGUUGGAGGGAGAGGACAACAUGGGGGAUUUCUGCCCCUCUCGCUCUCCCUCAGGCAGCGACAGUGGGAUUUCUGAUGACAGCAGCACUGGAGUUGGAAACACCAACCAUCUGGGAUGCCCCAGCCCCCAGGGUAGUGAUAGUGAUGUUGUUCCCAGUCCCAGCUACUCCCAGCCCAGCCCGGUGCCCUCUGACAAUGCCCUGGUCCCCGGUGAGCAGCAGACAGAGAGCCUGGAGGCCCUAACAGUCCAGGCAGACCACAGCUACUCCAUGCUGCAGAGCGAUGACAGGGACAUGGAUGUGCUGCAGAGUGUGAGGGCGGAAAAGCUUGAUACAGAUGUCUUCAUUGAUCUGGAUGACUAUGUGAGCGAAGUGAUGGAGGAAGACAUCAGCAGCAGCGAGCUGCCCUGCACUCUCGCCAUCGAGGACUCAACACAAGCAUCAACCGAGCCAAAUGCAACAGACCAGUUCCAGUUUAAAGAGAUUGUGCUCACUGAGGAGGAGAAGCGGCUUUUGUCGAAAGAGGGAUUAACUAUUCCCACACACAUGCCUCUCACAAAGGCAGAGGAGAGGACCCUGAAGAGGAUCAGGAGGAAGAUCCGCAACAAGCAGUCUGCUCAGGAGAGCCGCAAGAAGAAGAAAGUGUACGUUGAUGGACUGGAGAACAGGGUUGCCAUCUGUACUGCACACAACCUGGAACUACAGAAGAAAGUCCAAAUGCUUCAGAAACAGAACAUUUCCUUGAUCGAGCAGCUGAGGAAACUACAGGGAAUAGUGAAGAUGUCGACCAUGAAGGCCAGCACCACUAGCACCUGUGUCAUGGUGUUCCUGCUCUCGUUCUGUCUCAUCAUCUUCCCGUCAGUCAAUCCGUUUGGCGGAAACACAGAACAAAAGGAAGUCUACACACCAUCAUCCAUCAUCUCCCGCGCCUUACGCUCGAUCAAUGUAAUGCCACAGGAAACAACAGACGCCAAGAUUUACUUGGAUUCUGAUGACGAAGAACAAGAAGAGCUUUUCAUCAUACACCAAGCAGAAAUAGAAAACCAUAAAGCUAUCUUUGCCGGCGGUCAAAAUAACCACACCCCUGACUACCAGAGGGUGGAGAAGUCCGAGUCAGAAUCUGGAGUGAACAGCAACUCAUCUGCAGACUUCCCCGGCCCGGCUCAGGCUGCAGAGAUGUCCCCAACAGGAGUCGGCGCCUUAAAGGAUGGAUCCACUGAUGCUUCUGUGGCAUCAGCUGUGGCGUAUGAUGUCACAGGAUCCAAAGAUAAUUGGAUAGACCCAGACCCUCCAUCUGUUAUAUUACAACAGCAUCGCUCAGAUGAGAUGUAGUAGGGAGUUGAGGAUACAUUUUACCAGCAGAGGGAGCCAUAUUUUUGAUUUUUAGCAGAGGGACAUUAAAACUUUCAUAGGGAUAGGGGAAAAUAUUUGUUCUAAUCAAGAUAUAUGAUAAUCUCUGUCCCUACUUUCCCCCUUUAACAGCCCUCUAAUGUACUACUCUUACUUCAUUUGCACUUUUUUUCUCAUUCCUUGUUCCAGAGGACAAGAAAACUGGAGAGAUGUCCAUAUUUCAGCAACGUAAAUGCUGCAGUUUUAAUACAGGCCUGUGUUUUGAAGGCUUAUAGUGCCGAGGGCUCUAAAAUGAUUGGACAAUAUGGUGCUGAUGACCAAAUUUUCAAAUACAAACACCUUAAAAAAAACAAACAAAGAUGCAGUAAGUUACUUCAAGAGAAGUAUUACUUGAUUACUUUAAACCAAAUUUUAGGGAGAGUUUAGUUUGACUCUCCUCUGUCUGAUCACCAUCAGAUCCAGGCAUUAAGCUGCUCAUUAAUGACUCUCAUAGUAAAUUAGUGUGAAUGAAAUCGUCCAACAGUUUGCACCGCAAACUAGCCAGAAAACUCCAUUGCUUAGUAGGAGAUUAGCUGCUUGACUCAUAAAGCUUGAUCAAAGUGGUUGUUGGACCACAUUAACGCUUAAGCCAUUGCAGGACAUUUGGCCAUGUAGGAGACUUGUAAAGUUUGUUAGUAUUUCCCUUGUAACAAGGGUAUCCAUGCUGUUUUUAUUUUAUUUUUAAUUUUGGAUGCAUUUGUUUUAUGUUGUACAGUAAAGCACGAAAAAAUGCACAAUAAACAAAAUGCCGCUCCCUUAAUUGUUAGUGACCCACAGCCUGUAUCUACAAUCUCCUCUUAUUGAACUUCCUGGGACUGUUCUUACCUCCGUAAACCUGACUGAUAUUACUGAAUAAGGGGUCUUACAUAUUUGCCCAGAACACCGUGUUGCAGUAAAAAUACUCAAAAAUGUAAUGACCUGUUGUCAGUGAUGCAUUUUUGUUCUUUUUUGUGUAUUUCUCACUUUAUUGUCAGUAAUUAAUGGAAUCUAAAUGGUAUUGGAACUGCUGUUUGUCAUCGACAGUCAAUGAGAUUUUAAAUGUUGAUCAUGUUUAGCAAAUGCACUGACAUUUGACAUAGUGUAUGAAGGGAAUGUAAAUACGCUUCUAUAUGAUUGUAGCUCUUCUGUACAUUUGAACUCUAUGUAUAAGACAUGUCUGGACCUCUAUAAUAAUAAAAUUUUUAUA
Messenger RNA from Cheilinus undulatus (humphead wrasse), 2877 nucleotides. It is a transcript of the gene creb3l3l, whose product is annotated as cAMP responsive element binding protein 3-like 3 like. Gene Ontology annotation, cellular component: nucleus. The transcript is spliced from 10 exons. NCBI's taxonomy places the organism in Eukaryota, Metazoa, Chordata, Actinopteri, Labriformes, Labridae. Bases 123 to 1634 code for a protein of 503 amino acids. Gene Ontology annotation, molecular function: RNA polymerase II cis-regulatory region sequence-specific DNA binding; DNA-binding transcription factor activity, RNA polymerase II-specific. Gene Ontology annotation, biological process: regulation of transcription by RNA polymerase II. The record is from RefSeq and is a predicted model, not a curated record.